Pipistrellus kuhlii (Kuhl's pipistrelle) is the source of this 1040-nucleotide messenger RNA. RefSeq names its product SNRPN upstream reading frame protein-like. Gene Ontology annotation, cellular component: nuclear speck. Bases 96 to 491 code for a protein of 131 amino acids. NCBI's taxonomy places the organism in Eukaryota, Metazoa, Chordata, Mammalia, Chiroptera, Vespertilionidae. The transcript has 3 exons. The record is from RefSeq and is a predicted model, not a curated record.
CUGCGCAGGCUCCGCCCCUGCGCUGCACGCAGCCGCCCCCCUUCGCCCCUUUAAAAGGCGCUGCCCCGCUCAGCGGCUGCGCAGUGGCGAGAAGGAUGGAGACGAGGACGGUCGUUCGACGGUGGCGGCCGGCGCGGUGGCCUCCGCCACGCGGCAGCCCCUGCCCCGCAGCACAAUGCGGAGGGCGAGGCGGCGGGCGCUUUGUGCUGGGGCGUCGCCUGCGUGAGUGGGCCGCCCGCCAGAGCCCCCCGAAGAGCGAGGUGAGGCCCGCCGGGCGACAAAGGGACCGCCUGCCCCAGCGACGCCCCGACCAGCAGGCGCCCGAGGCAGCGGUGCAGGUGAAGCGGCGCAGGACUGCCUCGCUGGGCGCGCCCGUGUGCCCCCUGAAUCCACGCCCUUCCCCGCGCCAGCCCGCGGCCCUCGUGGACUUCCUGGACUUCCCGGCCGAGCUGCGCCAGGCCUUCCUGGCCGAGACCCCCCGGGGCGGCUAGAGCAUCGGCGAAGCCGACGCAGAGCGGAGCCCAGGUUUGAGCCGCAAGGCACGGUCCACAGUGAGCUGCAGGGCGGGGCUGGGGGGUCACAGGAGCAGGACACCCCGUCCUUCGUCUGCACGCGGGUCGGGGUCUCCACGCUCCACAGGACCAGAAGUGAAAGCACACAGAUGCCCGCUGAGGGUCUGGCUAAUCAAUGUUCUAGAACCCUCUGCGGUGAGAUUCCAUCUGGGAGUUUGCAAAGAGCAGUGCCUUGCUUUGCAUUAAAUGGUCACCGGCGUGGGGGUGUGUACAGGGGCCGGAAGCUGUGCACGGUUGCUAAGGCCACCUGCACGGUUGCUAAGGCCACCUGCAAGGCACUGAGCAUCCUGGCCAGGCAGGCGCCACCCUGCUUAGCGUAGCUCCGCCUCCAGGGGGAGCCCCGCCCUUAGCAGAGGGGACCGUUAGCAAAGGGCCACGCCUCCUGCCUUUUGAUUUGCCCUUUCCCUCUUUCUGUUCACACCCAUGUAUUUCCAUCAGGUGACGCAGUAAUAAAGACAUUACCUAUGA